Molecule: messenger RNA, 2686 nt
Organism: Hirundo rustica (Barn swallow)
Lineage: Eukaryota; Metazoa; Chordata; Aves; Passeriformes; Hirundinidae
Gene: PGF
Product: placental growth factor
Exons: 7
Coding region: 61-555 (164 amino acids)
Biological process (GO): induction of positive chemotaxis; vascular endothelial growth factor signaling pathway; response to hypoxia
Cellular component (GO): membrane
Molecular function (GO): growth factor activity; vascular endothelial growth factor receptor binding; chemoattractant activity
Source: RefSeq, a predicted model, not a curated record
CCGGGGGCGGCGGGGCGGUAGUGGCGGUGCCGCUUCUGUACCGGGGCGGCGGGAGCGGCGAUGCGGCUGCUCGGCGCCUUCCUGCGGUUGCUGGUGGCCGGGACGCUGGGGGCACCGCCCGCCCCGGCCCCGGAGGAACGGGGGACCGCCAGCACGGAGUCGCCCGUCCUGACUUUUCGGGAGAUCUGGAAUCGUAGUUUCUGCCGGCCUCUGGAGCAGCUGGUGGACGUCGUUACCGAAUUCCCCAACGAGGUGGAGUACAUUUUCAGACCCUCCUGCGUCUCCCUGCAGCGCUGCGGAGGCUGUUGUGGGGACGAGGGUCUCCGCUGCGUCCCCGUGGAGACGAGCACGGUCACCAUGCAGCUCCUGAAGAUAAAGCCAAACGGGGAGGCACCCUAUGUGGAGAUGGCGUUCACCGAGCACAAGCAGUGCGAGUGCAGGCCUCGGCAGGAUCUGAUGAGGUUGGGAAGGAAGAGGUCCAAGGGCCGAGGUAAGAGAAGACAAGACAAGAAGGGACGGAAAGACUGUGAACUAUGUGGCACACCACGCAGGUAGCCUCUGCCCUGCCCCCAGCCUGGCUCCCACCACCUGGGCUUGAGCCAGCUGCCCUUGUCCCCCUUGGGGGACUUGUGGAGUCGUGUCCCUCCAAGCUGCAGUGGGGAGCAGGACUCCAGCACAGAAGAGCUGACUGCACCCGUGGUUGGCCCUGGUGGGAACACGGCCUGGAACCAAGGACUCCCUUGCCCCUUCUGCCCCACUGGCAGCAAGAAAAAAGGACUCUUGACCAAGCCUGAGGCUGAAGAUGAGGAGCUCAAGCCAGUGUGUUGGUGUUUGAGGGCAUUCUAGGGGCAAUGAGGAGCCGAGCUGGUGGAUGUGUUGCUGGAACUGGCUGGGGAGGACAGCAUGAUGUGGGAGUGAGUGGAGAUGGCUCACAGGGCUGCACCUGCAAAACUUCUCUGUCCUGCCAGUGCUCUGCAGCUGGGGAGGAAGGAAAUCUGGGGCAGGCAAGGCUGUAGGGCUGCAUCUGUCCCAGUUUUGGCACAGGGCAGCCCAGGCAGGUGCCAGGGAGCUUGCCUGGGAAGCUGUUCUGGUUGGGAACAGAAGGGAACUGGGCUCCUCUUGUAUUCACAUCUACAUCCCAGCUUUGCCCUGCUCAAUAAAAGCUGGUCAGACAUGGGAGCUGGCAGCUCCUGUCAGCUUUCCAGCAAGGCAAGGAACUUCCCCAUGGGCACCCACUCAGGCUGGAGGAGGGCAGUGAGCCAGGGUUUGUCCAAUCCUGCUGCAGCAAGGAACUGCCCUUGGUGUGAUGCUGGAGAUGGGAAACCAGCAGGUUGCUCCCUGGGCUGGGGACUAUCCGUGUGCUGGAGUUCAGCUGGCUACUGAGAGACCCUUGGAUGAGCUGCCCUUCUCCUCCACAGCACAGUGUGGGACUGGUACCUCUCCCUAUUCCCCAUGCCCAUGCUGUUCUCACCGCAGUCCAAAUGUCUGUCUCAGUGCCCUGUCCUCCCUGGCAGGGCUAAUGCCAAGUUUAGGGCACUGGGGGCAGGAAGUACCCCAACCAGGGGUCAUUUACCUGACAUGGGGCCCCCUUUCCUUACCGGGAACACCCUCAGGGUAUUGAGGAGCUGGUGGCUCUCAUUGAGGCGGCUGUGGGGACUGCUGUUUGCUGCUUUCACCAUCCAGCCAGCUCUCUGCCCAGGUCUGGGAGAAACCACAGCCCCUGGUUUUCCAUGCUUUAAGCAGUUCUCCUGUGGCUCUUCCUGUCCCCAUUUCCACCCCUGCUGCAGGGGGUCUGGAGCUGUCUGCCAAAUGUAUGCCAUGCUGAUCUGUGCAAUCCAUGUCCUGGAGCAGUGCAUAUAGCUGGAAACCCUAGGGGUGAGUUGGAAUCUGCAUAUUUGUGUGGCACUCCUGGCACUGGGUUAAAACAAAAUCAAGGGUCAUUCUUGAAAACUUCAGAUAAAAGACUGGAGGGAAAGAUCUGCAAAGGCUUCAAGGUUACCCUUAAAUGAUGGGACCUGUGGUUUAUCUCACUCUGAGGAACAAGGGUGGAGCCUAAUGUAGCAAGAAUUGUGGUCCAAGGUGGCUCCUUCCCACAUCUGACAGGGCUGCCUGUAACGGGGUUUUACAUUAUGACUCUCUAAGCCAUAAUGCUGAUCCUGCCUAAAGCUGGCGCAAGGAUGUGGGGACAGGACAGAUCCCUGCCAGGGAGAGCUGGAGGUGGGUGUUGAGGUGAUGUGGACCUGCAUACUGCCACCAUGUCGCAGGGAAUGGAUUGUGUGAGUUGUAACUGCACAGCUGGGCAUAUCCUUUUGGAUCCCGUUUCCAGGCUUACACAGUAUCCUGGAGCACCGCCUACACGGGCUUUGCCACAGAAACAGGCCAUGAAGUUCCUCCUUCACUACCUCAUGGAUGAGGGGAACUCGCUGCUCCCCGUCCCGUCCCACUCAAAGUCUGUAUGGACCAUGUGGUGGCCUGGUCCACACAGGCUUUCCCUAUCACUGUGUGUCAUUUCUGCCUGGCUGGUUUUUGCUCUGAGGCCAAGGAGAGCCAUGUGCAGCACUUGAGGAUGUAUGUGAUGGUUUCUGUAUUGUUUUUAAUACCCCAGUAGUAUUAAAUAUUUAAAAAAGGAAGUUACAUAAAUCCAAGUAUGUUAAUUAAUAAAAAUAAGUUUAUCGAUGUAACACGA